CUGAAUCAUUUCAAUUUAAACUGUUGAACGAGAAGGUUUGCAACAUGCGUUUGAUUUGUGUCUUGCUCUUGGCGGCUGCCAUGCUGCAAGUUAGUGCGGCAAGCAACAAAGUGAGCUGCAAGGAUGAAGCUGGCCACGAUGUCGACUGGUGGUACAUGUACAAGCUGCCCAAGCACUACACCAAUGAUCCAGGUCAGGGACACGAUGUGUCCGGCCAGCGUUACUUCUAUGUCACCAGCUCAGCCUACGACAGCUGGCAGCUCUCUGGACGCCGCAUAGCCGAUGACAACUCGCUGCCUGGCGAGACUUUGCGUCCUCUCUAUGCCGAUGCUCAGGUGCUGCUCGCCGCGUACAACGAUGAGUUCCCUAAUGGCACGGUCUCUAGCACCGGGGGACAUACGAAAGGUGUUAUUGCUACCGAUGGCACCACAGGAAUGUGGCUGGUGCAUUCGGUGCCCAAAUAUCCGACUGUGCCCCAGUACAGUUAUCCCACAACGGGCGAACACUUUGGUCAGAGUUUGCUCUGUGUCACACUCGAUGCUGAGGGCGUGGAGAAGGCGGGCGAGCUGUUGGUCUACAAUGAACCUCACUUUUACUACGAACGCAAUCCCUUGUUGCGUCUGGGCGAACAAUUCCCAAGUUUGGAGCGUGCGUUGAAGCGUCAAUGGCGCACUGAGGCGCCGUAUCAGAAGGAGAUCGAGGUGCGUUCGUUAGGCGGCAAACAGUUUCGUCUCUUUGGCAAGAGUUCCCGGGCCAAUGUCGAGCUCUACAACGAUGUCGUGGCUCCGGCUCUGGGCGUCAGUCUCUUUGUCGAGGCUUGGCGCGAUGGUGCUGGCAACUUGCCCGACAGUUGCGACACGGGAAACAAAGUCUACAACGUCGAGGAGAUUGCCAAUCAGGAUUAUUUCAUUGGCUUCAAGACAACCGGCGAUCAUUCUAAAUGGGCUGUCUCCCAAGAGUCGGGCAUUCUCUUGCAUCGCUGGCGUGUCGGUGGCGGUGAUUGGAUCUGUGUCGGCGACAUCAAUCGCCAGCAAUCACAGCAUCGGCGCGGCGGUGGCACAGUGUGCCACAAAAGUGCUCGCGUCUCGAAUCUCUAUCGCAAACUUGUCGCCAAUUACGAGAAAUGUAACUAAACGAUUAAUGCUUUAAUAAAGUUCAAUGCAAUGCUACGGUAA
Messenger RNA from Drosophila nasuta, 1175 nucleotides. Its product is annotated as plancitoxin-1-like. The record is from RefSeq and is a predicted model, not a curated record. The coding region runs from base 45 to 1133 and encodes 362 amino acids. Gene Ontology annotation, molecular function: deoxyribonuclease II activity. Gene Ontology annotation, biological process: apoptotic DNA fragmentation. The transcript has 2 exons. NCBI's taxonomy places the organism in Eukaryota, Metazoa, Arthropoda, Insecta, Diptera, Drosophilidae.